Molecule: messenger RNA, 2112 nt
Organism: Diplodia corticola
Lineage: Eukaryota; Fungi; Ascomycota; Dothideomycetes; Botryosphaeriales; Botryosphaeriaceae
Product: phosphoinositide phosphatase
Exons: 3
Coding region: 1-2112 (703 amino acids)
Biological process (GO): phosphatidylinositol dephosphorylation
Cellular component (GO): endoplasmic reticulum
Molecular function (GO): phosphatidylinositol-4-phosphate phosphatase activity
Source: RefSeq, a predicted model, not a curated record
AUGGCUGCCAUCCUUCCGUUCCGGGACAUUAAUGUCCACGCCUCGUCUUCGUACUACGCCUUUUCCUCGCCCUCGUCGCCCUCGGCCCCCACCCUCGUUGUCGACCGGCCCUCCGGAGACUUGCGCCUUAACGAUGGCAAGCUCCUCGGCGGCCAGCGCGUUUCCAGCAUUGCUGGCGUGCUGGGCAUGAUUAAGCUGCGCCUAGACAAAUACAUUAUCGUCAUCACGAAGGCGCAACCUGUCGGGAGGCUCAAGGGCCACAUGGUGUACAAGGUUGCGGCUACCGAAUUCCUGCCUCUGCGCGAGCGCCCUCUGCAUGAUCCGGACGAGGAUACCUACCUUUUCUACCUGAAGACAUUGCUCAAGCAGGGGCCGAUGUACUUCUCCUACUCCAUCGACAUCACCAACAGCUUCCAGCGCCAGGCCCAGAGCGACUUCACCCAGCCGCUGUGGAAGCGCGCUGACGAUCGCUUUUUCUGGAAUCGCUUCAUCCAGUCGGAUCUGAUUGACUUUCGCAACGGUGCUUCCGGCUCAUCCGGCUUCCGCAUUGCGAGCGGCCUGCAGAGGGAUGUCGACCCCUAUAUCUUGCCCGUCAUGUUCGGCAUGAUGGAGAUUAAGAACACGUCGAUUAAGGGCAACCCCCUGACGUUCGUCCUUAUUACCCGGCGAUCGAGACACCGGGCCGGAACCCGCUAUUUCUCUCGUGGAGUCGACGAGAAUGGCAACGUGUCCAACUUCAACGAGACGGAGCAAGUGGUCAUACUCAAUGACAACGCGUCGAACGGUCCUGGAGGAUUCGCCGCAGGCUCAAACUUGCAGUCGAGCGGGGGACCAGAGACGCAGGUACUGUCAUACGUGCAGACAAGAGGAAGCGUGCCGCUGUAUUGGGCCGAGAUUAACGAGCUCAAAUAUACCCCUAAGUUGCAGAUCCGCGGGGUGCAAAGCGCUGUGUCAGCCGCCAAGCGCCACUUCAACGAGCAGAUUCGUCUGUAUGGUGACAACUACCUCGUCAAUCUCGUCAACCAAAAGGGUCGCGAAAGGGCUGUCAAGGAGGCCUACGAGAAGAUGGUUCAACUCCUGGUUUCUUCGCCUACCGAGGGUACCGAGUCGGACCAGGUCACUGAAGAGAAAUUCACCGUGAUCGAGCCCGAGGGCGAGAAGCAGCGGUACGAUCGCAUCCACUACACGUACUUCGACUUCCAUAGUGAAACGAAGGGACUUCGGUGGCACCGUGCUGCACUGCUGCUUCAGCAGCUCGAGGGACCGAUCAGAGAGAACGGCUACUUCAGAGGCGUCAACAUGCCUGGUGACCCGAAUGGCAAGAUGGAGAUCCGUAGUCGGCAGACAUGUGUUGUGCGGACGAACUGUAUGGACUGUUUGGAUCGCACCAAUGUCGUUCAGAGCAUGCUGGGACGCUUCAUCCUCAGCCGCAUGCUCAUCGACUUGGGUAUUCUCCGUGAGGGCGAGAAUGCGCAAGACGAUGUCGCGUUUGAGGAUCUCUUCCGCAACAUCUGGGCCGACAAUGCCGACGUCGUCUCCAAGUCAUACUCAGGCACUGGAGCUCUGAAGACGGACUUCACCCGAACCGGACAGCGAACGAAGGCUGGUAUGGUGCAGGAUCUCAGCAACUCCAUCACUCGUUACGUGAAGAACAACUUCCUCGAUGGUCCGCGGCAAGAUGCUUUUGACCUGUUCCUGGGCACAUAUCUUCCUUCUACUUCCAACAUUGGGAACAGUCUGCUGUUCGUUGACCGUAGACCACUUGCCAUCCAGUCGAUCCCUUACAUCCUUGCUGGAUGUGUCUUCUUCAUUUUCAUUUCUGCUUUUACGAGAAGGUCCCCUGACGCUUACGUCUGGCCUCUGCGCAUCCUUGUACUUCUUUUCUUCGCUGUGACCAUCCUUUGCUUCCGCUUCAUCCAGAGCCACGGCACACUCUACGUCAACUGGCCGAAGCUGAACACGCCUCCGUGGGCUGUCGAGGGCUAUCAGGAUGCGAUGUCGGAUGUGCAGAAGGAUCCACUUUUGGGACCAUUGGUGGCGAGGCACGAGAGGGGCAAGAGCGAUGCGAGACUUCUUUAUCUAGAAGAGGGUAACAAGAAGAGGAUAGAAUAG